This is a messenger RNA of Aspergillus tanneri, 471 nucleotides long. RefSeq names its product GNAT family N-acetyltransferase. The transcript is spliced from 3 exons. NCBI's taxonomy places the organism in Eukaryota, Fungi, Ascomycota, Eurotiomycetes, Eurotiales, Aspergillaceae. The record is from RefSeq and is a predicted model, not a curated record. Gene Ontology annotation, molecular function: acyltransferase activity, transferring groups other than amino-acyl groups. The coding region runs from base 1 to 471 and encodes 156 amino acids.
AUGGUAGAAGUCCACAACGAAGCCUUCGCCAACGACGUCCUCAUCAAACUCAUGUACGGUCCCCCGGAGGAAGGCACCAUCCCCUUCGCGAAGGACCUGGAGCAGAUGAUCCGCGAGAACGCCAACAUGCGAUUCGUGAAAGCCGUCGACGGCGACUCGGGUCGCAUUGUCGGCUGGACUUGGUGGAUUAUCUACCCGGAUGGAGAGACCCAUAUCCUCCAAGUCUUGGUGGUUCAUACAGAAUAUCAGGGUCGAGGUAUCGGGACCAAGUUACUGAUCGCCGGGGUGGAAGAGGCCAAACGUCUUCGAUUGCCCUCGUGGUUGGAAUCUUCGUCAAAAGGAUAUACGGUUUACAAGAAGUGCGGGUUCCGUGAUAUUGGGGAGGAUCUAGAUAUGGACUUGACGAAGUAUGGUGCCACAGGGAGAGUGAAGACUCAUUAUGCCGCUGCUUUAAUGAAGAUACUCAAGUAG